AUGAAGCACUAUGCGCUCUUGCCAGACAUUCGUGGCUGCAACGAAGUGCGGUGGGGCGGCCUUCGAGCGCUCGAGCGGCAUUGCCCCUCGCUUCUCUCACUCCACUACGACUACGUCGUCUACCCACCCACGGGCUCUUCAGAUCGGAGUAAACUGGACUUCACGCAACUUCGAGAGCUGGGCAUCUAUUGGGACACGGACUACAAGGACAUGAUCUACGCGCUCAUCCACGCCAAUCGGGGCUUGCGCAGCCUGGCAUGUCAAGCCCACAGACAGGAUGGUACAGUGUUUGACGUCGAUCACCUCUCUGCCUGUGGCAAUCUCCUCCGGGGGUGCCCCAAUCUGUUCUCGCUGUCGGUGACCGCCUACCCGUUCGACAUGGACUUCUUCGAGGAGCUGAAGCAUCACACAAGCCUCAACAUCCUCUCCAUCACCUCCUCUCCCAUCAACUUUGCCGAAUUGGAGAGUUCGAGCCUGCGAACGCUCGUACUCGUCAACGCUUAUUUCCAAAAAGAUGUGACGGUCAUGUGCCCCGCGCUCGAAUACGUCCGACUUGAGAGCUGCACCAAUCACGCCCACCUUCGGCUGGAGCUGCCCAGCCUCCAGAAAGCCGAAAUCAUCAAACCGCUGGGGAGUCACAACACGCCGAUGGUCGACGCGAUCCUCGAGUUCGUGGAGGACCUGGCGCGGCGCUGUCCGCUGCUUAAGAUCCUCACGCUGCAGUCGCUGCCCAAGGACUACUACUCGACGCGCGACCUCAAGAUCGUGUCGGCGAGCCUGCUCAAGCUGGAGAUCACCGGCGGCACCUACCCGACGCUGCGCGACAUACUCAACUGCGACUGUCCGCAGCUGAUCGCGCUCAACCUGCGCGAGUCCAACAUCGACAACUUCAACCUCGACGCCAUCCUGCGCAACUGCCCGCGGCUGCACAGCCUCGACGUGACCGAGUGCAAGCAGCUUACGGCCUCGCGCAAGCUCGGCUCGCUCCGCCAGCUGCGGGUGCUCAAGGCCCACAAGACCAACCUCGAGCUCGGCUGCGUGCUCGACGUGCUCAAGCGCUGCGGGCGCCUGCAGACCGUGGAGUACAGCCGCUGCCACAACGUCGUGCCGGUGAGCCGCGAGGAGGCCGAGCUCAAGAAAAUCGAAGAGGACAUCAAAGAAGAGGCGCCAAUUGAGGUGUUCAAUUCGUGUCUGCGAAGGCUGGUGAUCGACAGCAGCUUCGCUGACCUGCAUCUCUACGCGCUCAACCUGGCCUCGCUCCACACGCUCCACUUCUCGCACACCCACAUGCUGCGGGACCACCACAUCGCGCAGCUGGUGGCCCACUCGCCGCGCCUGCGCCACCUCUCCCUCUUCAGCUGCGCCUCGCUUCACCAGCCCCAAUUCGUCUUCCCCGACCUCCUCGUUCUCAACCUCGUCUCCUGUGACUCCAUGACCCGCCCCAAGAUCCAGUGUCCAGCGCUGCAGCUCGUAGACAUAAAAUUCUGCACGGUGGACGGGGCGGUGGUGACGUCGAUGCUGGCCGACUGCCCGCGGCUGAUCACGCUCAACCUGCUCAACCUGGGACAGCUGGUCGGCCCGCUGACCCUGGACCACGGCUCGCUCCAGAAGCUGGCCAUGAGCAGCUGCGAGCGGGUGUCGCGGCUCCGCCUCUCGCUGCCGGCCCUUAAGCAGGUCGAGCUGAUGGCGCUCCCGGCACUCACCGCCGUGCUCUUCCUCCGACCGUCGCCGCAGCUGCUUCGCUUCGGCCUGGUCUUCUGUCAGCGCGUCGACGCCGGGCUUCUGCAGCGCGAGCUGGCGGACAAGGCCGAGAGUGCCUUCGUGCAGCUCAUCGCCACGACCACACACUCGCCUUCAUCCUCUUCGUCUUCGUCGUCUUCUUCGACCUCGAUACUGGACCCGUCGGCCUUUGCUCCGGCGUUUGCCACCUCCGCGGCGUCUUCGUCUUCGUCGUCGGGCGGUGGUCCGCUAUCGACCAUCACCUCCUCGCUGGCCAACCUCUCGUCGUCGUUGGACCACUUCGCCUCCACUCUCUUCCCGCCAUCUUCGUCUUCGGCCUCCUCGCCUUCUUCCUCUCCUUCACCUGGCGAAGGCGGCGAAGAGGAGAAGUGUCUCCUCAUGUGA
This is a messenger RNA of Acanthamoeba castellanii str. Neff, 2124 nucleotides long. Its product is annotated as leucine rich repeat domain containing protein. The record is from RefSeq and is a predicted model, not a curated record. Gene Ontology annotation, cellular component: SCF ubiquitin ligase complex. Bases 1 to 2124 code for a protein of 707 amino acids. The transcript is spliced from 10 exons. Lineage: Eukaryota; Discosea; Longamoebia; Acanthamoebidae. Gene Ontology annotation, biological process: SCF-dependent proteasomal ubiquitin-dependent protein catabolic process.